AUUGCCCACAUGAUUGCCUUUAUUGAUCAAGAGGCAUCAGAAAAAGUGGAAGAAAUUGAUGCCAAAGCUGAGGAAGAGUUCAACUUGGAAAAGGGCCGUCUUGUGCAGCAGGCUCGUGCCAAGAUAAUGGAAAUCUUCGAAAAGAGAGAGAAAUCCAUUGACCUGCAGGUGAAAAUUCAAAAUUCUAAUCUGAAGAAUGCUGCUCGUCUUAAACUGCUGAAGAAAAAAGAGGAACUGAUGAGUGAAUUUUUUGACAAAAACGUUGAAGAAGCCAAGCGGGCGGUCCGUAACGAUCCUGCCAAAUACAAAGAUGUAAUGAUCAAACUCACAGUACAGGCUUUGGUACGUUUGUUGGAGCCCAAGGUUACAGUGAGAGUCCGUCAGCAGGAUGUCAGCCUUAUGAAGUCCGUGGCGCAGGAGUGUGAGUCUCAAUUCAAGAACUUAACCAAGGGCAAAUACGAAGUGAAGAUCAUAGUCGAUGAAGAAAACUUUCUUUCUGCUGAUCUGAUUGGAGGUGUGCUACUGUUUGCCCUUAACGACAAGAUCUCUGUUACAAACACUUUGGAUGAUAGAGUCACACGCAUCUUCCAUGAGAGAAUGCCUGGAAUCCGUGAGAGUCUAUUUGGCAGCAACCCAAACAGGAAGUUCCGGGAUUAAUUCACCACUAGGACGUUCCCCCUGUUCUGCGAUGUCAAGACCUGGUAUAGCAGAAUUUAGCUGAUUUUGUCUUUAUCUGUUUGAUUGAACCACCUGCGUCUCUGUGUCUAGCCAUUUAUUGAUGAAGACCCCAUUUCAGUUUAUGUGAUGUGUUUGUCUGUGUUACUUAAUGGAUAUUGUGUCAGCUGUUACUGGAGACUUUUCUUCGCAUUCAAGUUUAUGGGCACAAGCAUGGUCUGUCCUGUUUUUUUUCUCUUCUUCUUCAUGGCUGAGGAUUAGCUUUAUUUUUGUGGGAGGAUUAUAAUUUGUGUAUUCAUUUUGUAAAUUCUCGUACUGGGGAAAGAGUGCCAACUUGUGUGUGAAAGUGAAAGGUAUUUCUGUGGUAUUUCAUUACAAUAAUAUUAGACGCACCUGUUUAUGUAAAAUGUUUUUCCGUUUCUCUGAGGGGAAUGCAUAUUUUAGUCAUACUGGUUCAAUUUUGCACGUACCAGUUAUACCAUUUUUUGCAUUUUUGUUGUAAAAGGUCCUUUGCAGAUAUAGUUCACUUACUUGAGUGCAGUGAAAAGUUACUUGGAUUCAAAAACUUUUUUUUUUUUUUUUUUUUUUUUUGUAUACUGGUGAUUAAUUCGAUUAGAUUUGAAGUAAUCUGUGAGUACUCUAGGAAUUCAGGAGGAGACUGUCUGUCAAACUUUUUUAUCAUGUAAUAUUUAAUCAGGGCUUCCAGUCUUCCGCAAUUUUGCGGAUUUCCGCAACUUAGCAGAAUUCCGCAAAUGGAAAAAUUUCGUUAAAAUUCGUGCAAAAAAAAAUUAUUUUUUUUAAAAUGCGAAAUAAAAAAUUUCCGUUAUUACCAAUAGUCAACAGUAACCAACCCAUACCGGAAGUGCUCUUUUAUUUGAAAGUGUAGACAGUGUCUUUCACUUUCACUUUCUAAAGCUCAGGAAGCAGAGCACAAACUCUGUAAACAAGAGGAAGAAAUGACGAUUGUGAUUCAAUAGAUCUUGGGCCUGCCAAGAAAAGAAAACUCAAAAGAGAGCUUGAUUUUUUUACCAGACGUGUUUAUUUGUAAGUUUUGUUGUAGAUUUAAGUUGAAUAAGCUGUCAAGAAUCUAGACUAGAAUCUAGAGAUAUUAGAUCUAGAUCUAGAUAUCAAGAUCAAGUCAAGCUGUUAUACUAUUAUUAUAAGGUAUUCUACACCUUAUGAUGAUUAUGGUGCAAAGUGCAAACCAACACUAGCAGAAAAAAGUUGAACAUUAACUGUCAAGUUUUAUAGAUCUAGUUGUGGAUGUACAGUAUCUGUACAAGGGAGAAAGCAUGGUUUUGGAUUUGGAAAUAUACGGAUUAACACAAGCAGAAAAUUAUGUAGACCUAUGCAAAGUGUGUUUUAUUUCUCACUUAUUUUCUGUUAAAUUUAGGCUUGAAUAGCCAGAAAUGGCAUACUUAGGAUGCUCUGAAACCAAAAAUUCUCAAACAUAAAGGGGACGCUGUCCACCUUCAACCCCCUGCCAGGGCUCCGCCCUGGACCCGAAAAUCCUCGAAAAAUGACAUCAGCUGCUGGAAGCUCUGUUUAAUGGAAAUGGAUUACUGAAUUGUUUUGUUUUACAUCAUGCCUAUCCGUUUCUUUGUCGGUGGCAAUUCUGUUUGUGAUUAUUUUCUCCCCUCCUGAGUGUUUUUCAUGUGAAAGCACAACACCUUGUCUUUGCCUUUUUGUGGUUUAAGCCUAUGUGGCAUGUGGGUGGUUGGCGGGUGCUCUGGUGUGGUUUGCUUCUUCUUUCCUAUGAAACAUCUAUCGUCCUUAUCUCCCCUCCUUCUUUUUUAUGUUUGUUACUCUCUUGUAACACCUCUAAUCUUCUGGCGCUCAUACGACCUUAUGCAGUUGCGAGCGCCGUAAAACCUCUACUAAAACAAGCCUACUAUCUGGUAUGAGAGAAAAUACCUAGUCCUCUUCCCAUGUUUUGUGAAACACCAAGCUGUGCCCAUGGCGGCCUGACCAGCUCAAUUGUAAUUUUUUUUUUUGCACUCACUCCUCACAAAUCCCUUCUUCGCCCUGUUGCACCUCUUUUUACAGCAGAACUAUUUUAUCGUAAAAUGUCCCAUUACUUACACAUCGUGACAUCAUUUUGCACUUAUGUAUUUAUAGCACAGUGGGCGGCCAUAUCUGCAGGGAGUUGCGAGUUACAUUUAACACUUGUGUUGUUGAAAUGUACAGAUGCUAUAGCUUUCCAUUAAAACAGAAGAGAAAGUGAGAAUGGAAAAGCAAGUCUCAUGAGAUACUGGUCUGUUCAACUGCUGUGAUUUUUGGUUGGGUCAACUUGUCCUGGAUAUAGGGUUGGCUCUCUGUUGUUAUAUUAUACAAAUUGGUAUUCACUUUUCCUCCCCACUUUUUAUUAUUUACAGCGGAAAUGAGCAGUGAGAUUUAUGCUCUUGCCAUUGCCAUUUUUUCCCUCUCUCCUUUUUGUCUACCCAAGUGGCUGAUGAGUGUUCUCCCUUUGAAUGGGACGGCGCUGCACUUCCACCUCAUCAUCAAAGGCUGUGAUCCGAUUAGACUCAGUGAGUCACUCUUUGUAUUUACUCGGUAACCCCGUAGUUCUUGGGAGUGGGACUUGUAGCCAUUUAGCUUGUUGUUCAACAAUGUGUGUCUUGAAGUUUGUGGGUAUUUUAAAAAUGUUUGUCUGGGUUGGUUUGCAUUUAGUUGCAUCAAGAAAUUUAUGGUUGUAAGUAUGUCGGAGGUCAAGGUGCGUUCAGUUUGUUCUAGGAAUUUUUUGGAUCUAGUUGUAUUCACCUGUAUCUCACAUCUUGUAUUUUUCAUUAUCGUAUUCUUGCCCUGUGGAAGCGUUAUUAGCUCAUUUGUAAUCAGAAUGAAUGCUUUGUCUAUCAUUGUAGUGCGAAUCUUAUGUGUGUGAAAUGUGGAUGGGUCUCCAUAGCUUCAAGAGAUGUUUUUGUCGACAUUUUAUCCUCUCUGGUCUCAUAUGUUGUGUUUUGUUGCCUCUUGGGCACAUCAGAGGAAAUUGAGAAUUUGUUCGCUCUGUCUGAAUGACAGGUGCUGAAAUUUUUAUUUCAGUUCCAACGGAAUCUCUGUUUCCUUUUUCUUAAUAACAAUGGGCGCACCAGCUGCCUAGGCAUCUUUAUUUGAUUUUUACUCUGUGUGUUUUUAUGGUGUCCGUGUUCUCUGUUCAGUAUGAAUGAUUGACGGUUGGCUACUUAGACCGGUCAUUUUUUUCCAGGCUGUACUCUGUAGUAGUUGAUCUGGUGUCUAUUUUAAAUUUUAGUAAAUUCAUCACAUGAGGGUGUUAGCUUUUUUUUUUUCUUUCAAGUGUUUGUUAAGUGUGUGUGAUUUAUCAGCUGGACUGUGGGUAGAUAGAGAGUCUGUUGUGGGAUGAAGAAAUAAAGAGACUGUUCGUACAUGAGCAUGAAUAAAACAAACGUAUGUUGAAUUUUUUUAUAAGAAUGAUGUUUGCUUGUUUGCCCGCAUUGUUUGUGAUCAUUUGUGUCCAUGACUCCAUCAUAUUGUUCAGUUCCCUUUAGAGUAUUCUUGGGGAGACUGGCCUAUUUAGUCAGAAUGUAGCAAUUGAGUUCAGUUGAUGUUGAAUCUUGUAUAAGCAGGUUGUACUCUUCUUACACAGUGUACUGUUAUUGUGAAUAAAAGAUCAUAUGGAGUUUGAAUGUGUGUAAUUUCGCUAAUUUGUACCUAUUAUGGAUCUCACUUAACAUUUGUAUUGUUAUGUGGUUUAAUGUGACCUCAGGAGUAACGUUCUGCUAAUUCUUCUGCAACCUCCUGGUCGAGUAGUGCUUGAGUUGAGUGAACUAUAAAUAUUCAGAUUUCCAGACUUGAUGACAAGCACAAAAGGGGAGUAAGUGGCUUGAGUAGUCUUAAUUUUGAAAUCUGCUGCAAUUGAUUUUGUUUUUUUCGCUAUCCUUUUAGAAAUGUAGUUUAAUGAAUUCUUUGCUUUUUUGGCAAUCUAAGCUUUUACUUUGAGUCUUAAGCACACAGGAUGUAGCAAGGCUGCAUGCAUCCUUCUGAGGGGCUGGGUUUGUCUAAUUAAGUGAUUUAUUGGACUAAAAGUAGUAAAAGGGUCAUUCUGCAGCAUUAGUCUUCCUGUCAUCAAACAUUGCACUUGCUCUUAAGUAUCAUUUGAGGCAUCUAAAAAUAGAAUUAAAAGCUUAUCAGUGAAACGUUUUGAGAGGGUUGGCAUGCCUGGCUGCUGAAUUUUGUUUCUUGUUCAUGCAAUGUGAAAGUUAAAAAAAAAUUGUUUAGACUGUAUGAUAACCUGUUCAAAAAGGAAACUGAAGAAAAAAAUGAGUGGUUGUCAUGUACCAUAGCUAGUCAAUUUAUUUGUGUCUAAUCAGUUUCUCUCUGUUGAGUAUUGGAUUCAAAUGUCUUUUCGUUGGUUAUUAGUAGCCUACUAUUUAUUUGUACAUGACUUGACUAGGCUCUUUUCUGAAAAAAACAACCAAAACACAAAACAAAAGAUUUGCUGAUUACAGAAAAUCAUGAAGAAAUACUUUGAUUCUUUUGAAAAUUAUGUCAUAUAAUAUCAUUUCACACCUAUAGCAUUCCAAGUCAGCAGAGAUGUAUGUCAUGUACUACCAUUUUUUUUGUCCGUGUAUAUAUGUAUGCAAUGGGCAGUACUGACCCAAUAAAUCUGAAAAUCAAAAUACAA
Aplysia californica (California sea hare) is the source of this 5314-nucleotide messenger RNA. RefSeq names its product V-type proton ATPase subunit E. The record is from RefSeq and is a predicted model, not a curated record. Gene Ontology annotation, cellular component: proton-transporting two-sector ATPase complex, catalytic domain. NCBI's taxonomy places the organism in Eukaryota, Metazoa, Mollusca, Gastropoda, Aplysiida, Aplysiidae. Gene Ontology annotation, biological process: proton transmembrane transport. Gene Ontology annotation, molecular function: proton-transporting ATPase activity, rotational mechanism.